This is a messenger RNA of Falco peregrinus (peregrine falcon), 845 nucleotides long. RefSeq names its product centromere protein V (gene CENPV). Lineage: Eukaryota; Metazoa; Chordata; Aves; Falconiformes; Falconidae. The record is from RefSeq and is a predicted model, not a curated record. The coding region runs from base 50 to 709 and encodes 219 amino acids. The transcript is spliced from 5 exons. Gene Ontology annotation, molecular function: carbon-sulfur lyase activity.
GCACUACGGCGCCCCCUGGCGGGCACGGCGCACCGGCGCUCGGCGGCGCAUGGGGCGAGCCACGGCGGGCAGCGCACGGCGGCCCCGGCGGGGCAGCGCGGCCGCCAGCUCCCCCACGGGCGGGAGCCGCCGGGGGCGAGGGAAGGCGGCGGGCAGACCCCCCGGCGGCCCGGGGGCGCAGGCACAGUCCCCCGGCCCCGGCGCCUUCGAUCUGGGGGCGCAGAGCGGGCGCUGGGCCGCCUUCCAGGAGCGGCACCGGCUGAGCUGCGAGGAGGCGGCGCGGCUGCUGCUGGACGCCUAUGAAUACAGAGGUUUGGUCAAACACACAGGAGGCUGUCACUGUGGAGCCGUCCGCUUUGAGGUCUGGGCUUCAGCAGAUCUGCAUGUUUUUAACUGCAAUUGCAGCAUUUGCACAAAGAAACAGAACCGACACUUCAUUGUCCCAGCGUCGCGUUUCAAGCUGCUGAAGGGUGCUGAUAAUUUGACAACAUACACCUUCAACACACAUUGUGCCCAGCACACAUUCUGCAAGACCUGUGGUGUACAGAGCUUUUAUACUCCUCGUUCUAAUCCAGAUGGUUAUGGAAUAGCUCCCCAUUGUCUGGAUGAUGGCACUGUGCAGAGCAUUAUCACAGAGGAUAUCAAUGGCAAGGAAUGGGAGAAGGCAGUGAAGGAACAUAAGACCAUCAAAGACAUGUCAAAACCCUGACACACCCCUCCAGCAGCUGAACAUGGAGCAGUAGUCUGGGCCUCCCUGGAUGACGAUUGGCAAAAUCAAUCUCUACAUUACUGUUCUCUGUUCUCUGUUUCUUAAAUAAAUCUUUCUAUGCUGCCUGUCCCAUUAA